Molecule: messenger RNA, 15848 nt
Organism: Heterotrigona itama
Lineage: Eukaryota; Metazoa; Arthropoda; Insecta; Hymenoptera; Apidae
Source: the annotation of a GenBank genome assembly
GAAAUUGCUUUCCUCGCUUUCAAUUAUUAAGCUGAAUCUAAUUUUUAUAUUUACAAAGAACAUAGAUAAAACUAUGUUAAAUUUUUGAAAAUAGAAAUUUUAGAAUGUUACGUAAAAUUCCACAGGAUUUAAAUCUAUCCUGUAUCUCAUCUAUGGUAUCGUUACUAAAUCUAUAGUUAGUGCCAGUAGUCAACUAUGGUGUGGUUAUGUAUGUUGCUGUCUUUCGAUGACAGUUGUGUGACAUCUAUUAAAACUGAUGUGCUGAUAAACAUAAAACCAUGAAUGACACAACAAAAAUUGAAUGUAAUCCUUAUAUAAGUAUCGAAUAAAGUGAUUAAUUACAAAAUGACUAAUAUUUCUUGAUUCUGCAAUAAAGAAACAACAUCAUCAUGGAGGAGAACGAACUGUACAAUGUUACAGUUCCAUCUUUCUCUGGAAUUGAACCAGCCUUUUGGAACUAUUCCGAUCAUGUCAUCCUUGAAGACCUUAAAAUGGAUAGUAGUUUUAUAUAUUUACUUUGCUCAUUAGUGUCUGCUAUUUCAUGGAUUAUUUAUAUAGCUUAUUACAAUAGCAGAGUCAUCGGUUAUAUAGUAACAAAAUUAUUAAAUCGAUUUUUUUUUAGAGAUGGAUAUGUUAAAGUAGGUUCUUUUACUUUAAGUGUAUUAAGUGGAAAAAUAAUGUUUAGGGAUAUAGUUUAUAUCACAACAGAUUAUAGCAUUAGAGUACAGGAUGGAUGGCUUAUAUUUAGAUGGUGGAGAAGUUAUGUUCCCAAAGAUGUAUCUGAAGAUCUUUCACAUUCUGAUACACGACUUUCUGUUAUGUUAAAUGGCUUUGAAUUGCAUGUUUAUAAUCGCUGUCAACUAUAUGCACAAUUAGAAAAAAUAUUUGGUCUUACACCACAAAUGUUUCCUGACGAGGAAAAUCAUAAUGUUAAUAGUGAUGAUCAUGAUGGAGAAUCAUUUAGUAAUACUAUUCAUGAAACACGUCAACAAAUAAACACAAUAGAUGUUUCACGUCAUGUUGAUAAUAUUAGGAAAAAAGAAGCUCAUGUUUUAGCUCGAACAUGGAGAGAUUUAAUACCUGUUAUUAAAUUGGAUGUUUGCACAGGGAGAUUGGUAUUUGGUAAUCGGUUAAUACCAACGACCUUAUCAAUAACCGUGGAAGAAGCGCAUUUUGUAUAUUCUACAAAACCGGCAGCAUCUCGAUAUGAUCAUUUCAUGCAUUUCACAAAAUGUAAAGCAGAGAAUUUCAAAGUUAUUUUAGCACCUAGUCCAAAGUAUACUGGAAUGGUAGAUGAUCCACCUAGGUAUAUGGGCGAAGGAUUUGUUAUAUUGAGCUCGAACAACAUAGAAGUAUAUUAUUACAUGGAUGAACCUGGAUUUGUUCCUGAACAUCCACAAAUGAUUCAAUUAGUAAAUGGGGAUAUGGUUGAAGCUAUGCCGCCGAUCUGGGGCAUUGAUAUUAAAUGUGGAAAAGGCACUGAUUUCAGUUAUGGACCAUGGGCUGAUCGACAAAGAGAACAUUUAUUUAAAUUCUUUUUCCCUAAUGAUUAUCAACCACUAAAAGUUACAAAAACUCCUGUUACUGGAGAGAAAAGACAAGUUCAAUCGUUUGAUAUAAGAUUAUCGACAUUGAAUGAAGCUACAAUUGAUAUACUCUUUAGCAAAAACAGGGAAACAAAUGCAGUUCAUAUUAAUGUAGGGCCUGGAUCAUAUCUGGAAAUUACUAUGCCAUGGAUAGUUUUGCAAGAUGGAUAUACUACAAAAAUAACAGGUCAAUUGUUACAUCUAGAAGCCACUACAAGUUUGCAAUAUCGAAGUUUAGUUGAAAGCGAAACGUUGGAAUUUGGUGUUAAAUGUCAUUAUCCAAUAAAGUGGAAUGAUCAUCAAGAAUGGAUGUUGAAUUUAACUGGGUGCAAAGCCACAGCUAACUUAGUUUAUUCGCACAAAGAAUUCUUUCAAGAUAUGAUUAAUGAUUGGGCCAGUAAAGCCAGACCUGAUAUUUUACAUUUUGUACCUUAUACGUGGAAGUUCAAUUUAUUGUUAAAAGAAUUUGAGUUAAUUACAUUAUGUAACGAAUAUAAUUGGAUUGAUUGUUCAUCACAGAAUCAAGAGAAUACGCACAUUGCUUUUUGCGGGGAAUUUUUUGAACUAUCAUUUGAUCUUCCAUUUGUGGAUUAUUUGCCCAUUACAAUACCUUUGCGUUUCUGGAUUCAAGGUGAAAGUGUUGAUCUUUCUUUUUAUCUACCUGAAGUCAAUACAAAUCGUACAAUUCUGUUAGCUUUGAAUAAAAAUGCAAAGAUUAUGACACGUGAUGGAUCACAUAUAUAUUUGUCAGAGUUGAACAAAAAUAAAAAGUGGAGAAAUGUUUGUCAGAAAGGAGCAGGUUGGGUUGAUUGUUGGUCUGUACCAAUUGUGGCAUUAAGCAUCAAUUAUACAUAUCAUCCAUGUCCACCAUUGGGACCUACACCACAAGCAAAUAUAACAACACCAGAAAAAGAAGAAAUUCUUCUAUCUCCAAUGAGAAUCCCUCGAUGUAGAAAAUCACCAGGUCUUCAGUGGACAAGAAACGGUAGUCAAAAGUUUGAUCCACAAUCCAUAGCUCCUGACAAAGUUAGUUUAGAUCUUGAAAUAGGUCCAUCUAUAUUAAUUUUAUACGGAUCACUUUUAAAAAAUUUUAUACACUUGAAAGAAAAUUUGUUCGGAGAUUAUCAAACAUUUACUGAUAUGCAGCAGAGUCGUACAAAUCCUACAUCGAUAAGUACAGAGAGAAGCAAAGACAGAGAUGUGCAAAAUAGCAGUGUUGAAUCUGUAGAAGAUGAGGAUGCAAAAUCAAAACCAUUUGAUCCAAGAGAUUAUCGACCAUUAGAAGUAACUGUUGGAAUUACUAUGCAUGAUAUUCAAGCUCAUUUGGUAAAAAAUUGUGGAGAAAAUGACCCCCCUUGUCCAGUUAUACUUUUGGAACGAUUUGGAUUUGAAAUGAAAAAGAAAUAUAAGGAAACAGAACUUCAGCUGCUCCUAUCACCAGCGAUCGCAUUAAUUACUGAUAAUGUCGUUCGCUCGAAUAAAGAACGUCAUUUAAAUCAAGGACAUUUAAUGUUAAGUGCAUUGCAAGUUAGGGGACAUGCAAUGUUCAGUAAUGAAGGUAGAAGUUUAGAUCAAGAAACUUUAGAGUAUGCAUGGUUGAUUGAAGUACAAUUAGGAAAAUUGACUGGAAAAAUGAGUUCUCCUCAAUUGCAUCACCUCAUUAUAUCUUUAGAAACAUUUCUAUUAAUGGUAAAGAAUAAUGAAAACAGCUUACGUCCUCCAGAUUUACCACAUCAUUGUCAUCAUGGUAUUCCACCUUUACAAUGUCCUGAUAGUGAUAUUGAGAAACAUUAUAGGUGUCCUAGUUCUGAAGAUAUAAAAUAUAGAAUGACUAGAAUAGCCAUAGAUGCAAUUGAUUUAUAUUUUCAAGAAGUAGGAACUACUAUUCACACUUGGAUAUCUCCAAUUCGCGUAUCAACUUGCAAUCUUCAUGGUCAACAAGUAAAAUCUGGAGUAACUGGUGUAUUACCAAGAAUAUUAAUAAGACAAUUUGUAUCAGCAGCUGAUCAUUUUGCCAAUACAAGUAACACCAAUACAGCUGGUAGUGGAAGGUCACACAAUAAUGCAAGCAGUCGUAUGUCAGGUGAUGGAUCUGAUAUUUGGUUAGAAGUAGGAUCUGUAGCUUUAGGGCCAGUAAUCUUAGAAGCUGCUAUUUCUCUUCCAACUCCUGAACAUAAUUUACAUUUAAUACAAAAUAAAUAUUUAAAACUACAUGAUGAAGCUACCAAACGUUUAUGGUUCUUAUGGCCUCGGGAAAGUGGAAUAAAAGCAACAAGAUGCGGUUGUAUAGGUGGCUGUGCAUUUUUUGGAAAUAACCGAAAUGGUCCAAGAUUUUUUAAACCAAGCUAUCAUGAUUUUCAAGAUGGUAUAAAUGUUGCUGCAUACAGAAUUAACGAAUCCGGAAAAGAAAAAGGAUUUGGACAGUCUAUAUUGCAUAACGGUCAACUUGUAUUUCAUACAUCACCUUAUAAUUUACAAGAUGUGUCUUUACAAGAUUAUCCUAUUACUGGAGUAAAAAUGACUGCCACGCAGGAUGGAUUGCAAACUUCGAAAAAGGGUGUCGAACGACCAAGGUCUGUGACAGAUCAUAAUAAAGAUUCCGGUAUCGAAGAAACUAGUAGUACAAAAUUAAUUACUGCAUCAGCAAGUCCAUUCGCAUGCAGUGGGGAACGGAAACUGCUGGGCAGAAGAUUUUCUUAUACAUCGAUGCGCGGAAGCAAUGUAAAAGACGUUCCAUAUUCACGAUUAGUAGAUGCGAGUCCUGUUGUACAGUUACCACAAAAAUUAGAUUCAGAUUCGAAAUUGCAUACAGAACGCAGCAAAUCGAUCUUAAGUGUCCCUGAAAUCGAAACUGCUCCAAAAAGUAGUGUUUCUGAUUCUAAAUUAGCGGUUGACUAUUUCAACGCUUCAGAUGUAGAACCAUUUGAAUCAAAUAGCCCACAAUCACUACCGGUAGUAUCUACUGAAAUCAAUUUUUCUGAAUCAAUGCAAACAAGCGUAAAAACUGUUGAUAGUAUCAACAUUUCUGACUCUCACCACUCGUUAUACGUAAAAUCAGAAUCUGAAGAAAAAUUAAAGCAAGAAGUUCAACGGACAAUAUCUAUGUCUUCAGAAAAUCAUUCAGAAGCCUUUUAUUCUGCUGAUGAGGAUACAAGUCAUGGAUUAAGCGGAAGUCGCACAUCAAGUUUACGCCAAUCUAUUAUCGGAUCUGGCUCAGUAUUAAAUCGCAAUGAUAGUAUGAAAAAAAAGUUUUCAUCAGACUUAUCUAUUGUAGAAAGUUCAACAAAUGUAAAUGUUUCCGUAUCGGAAAAAGCACAUACUUUGGAGAGAGCAAAACCACAGGCGAUAAGUACGAAACGGAGCCCUAGAGUAAAUCGAAAUACUAGUUUUCAAAACGAAACUGAGACAAAUGGUGGAAAUGGUGGACUACGUGAUUCAUCGGAUAGUCAUUCCGUUUCUUCUACCAGUUUCAUAUCCGCUGUAUCGUCGCAAGAAGAUGUUACGCUUGUUAAUUUACACAUGCAAGUAAAUAAGCCAAUUGUUGAUUCUCCACUACUUAUGUCGAGCUACGUUAGCCAUUUAACUCAGAUACGUUGUUCAAAUUGGAGCCAAUCGUCAAUACCAGCAGGAGGUGCUGCAUUUACUACACCACUUUUUCAACGUACUGAAGAUGGUAGAUUAGUUUAUGUUGGUGGCAGAUACAUACCGAAAUUUGAAACUGUUACGGAAGGAUUUACUUCGCUAAAAAUGAUUACAAGGUCCGAUGGUUCGCCUGUAGCUAACUCGUGUAAUAAAACUCCUACACAUCCAUAUCUUUGGGAUAGUACAACUAUUAAUCUCAUGGAAAAAGAAGAAGACCAUAAAACUCACAAUAAGGAAGAAUUAUUAACUGUACAGCACGAAAAUGGAUCACGAACAACGGUUAUCGUAAAAUUUAAGGGAGAUGUAGAUAUCAUGUUAAGCCCGAUGGUACUAGAAUCUCUACAACGUUUUAUCGAUGCUAUCAUACCAACAUUGGCUACUUUACAUCCACUAACAAUUCUCAAUCAUCUUCAUCAUGAAUGCAUUGGAAAAGUUGAAGAUGCUAAUAUUUUGAAACAAGACCAAAGUUUAUCCUAUUGGAGUCAAGUACAAACUAGUUCAAAACGAUCCACUGCUGAAAGAAAUAUUAAAAAUGGUCAAGGUGACGACAAACAUGAAUAUAACUUUAUUGCAAGCUUCUGUUGUUGAAGAAAUUAUAUCUUUUUCUGCUCUUGAAAAUAUUCGCGAUUUAACAUGUGUAUCACUAUUCGCCAUCUGUUUUGACGAUGUGACAGCAAGAUUUUAUAUUGGAAAGCAAGCCCGAGAAGUAGUUCAAACGUUUCAUAAACCAGCUGUAUUACCAAAUCAAAAAAAAGUUAAUAAAAUUAGCAAGGCAUUUUUACCUGGACACCAAACUGCUGCUGUAGUUGCAGAUAUUGGAAGUGGAGAAACAGUGUAUAUAGAAACUUCUGAGAAACAGCAAGAAGAAAUUUUAGUUACUUUAAAUAUAGGCAAAGCUCAUUCACAAUUACGUAGACUUAGAAACGAAUCAUCAAUAUUAAAAGAUGCUGUUAUAACAGCAAUUCCUGCUCAUUAUUCAAGAGUGUUAUUCACAUGUACUAGAAUAACUUCUCCACUAAAAUGUGUUGAUUAUUAUUUACCUCAAUUUACGGACGACAAAGAAAAAAGUAAACAAUCUGGAUCUCCACAAGCAACAGAGGAAUUUACUCUCGGUAGCGGAGAAGAUAGAUUAGGUUUUAUAAUGUUUGAAUGCGGUUUAGAGGGUAUCAAAUUGAAAGUGGCAAAAAAAUCUCAGUUUGAAAAAGGGGAAAAUGGAAACGAUAAUAAAAAGGUUGACACUGAAAUAUUUUAUACGGAUAGCGUAAAGAGCCAGGAAGAACUAGACAAUGCAGCUGCUUCUACUGCAGCUACAGCCGAACCAGAAACAGCUUCGACGAACUUGCAUAACGGAGCACAAAUAAAUACUAGUGCAACAUGUGCUAGUCUCGCGUCAAAAUCAGGAAAUGGAAAUACUGUUUCUUGUGUCAUAGAAUUAAAAACAGUAUGGUUUAAUUUUGCAGCACCACCUCGUACACCGAUAACAAGAAAAAUUGAUUAUACUCGAUUAGAUUGGAAUUUAUUAAGUACUGCAUCACCUGCAAUAAAUGCUUGGAUGAAUCCUAGCAAUAAGUUUGCAAUUCGAAUUGUACAUAUGUUUAGAACUAUGUAUCGAAGAUCAACUGCUAUAGUUGCUUGUCUCAUGGCAGAGGCAUUAGAUGUUCAAGCGACACACAUGCCCACUAAGAGUCGUUACGGAAGAUUAACUCCAUUGGCUAAAACAUUACAAGAAGAUCCAUCUUGUCAAUUAUGUACAAUUUUACAAAAUUAUGUUUUAUUAAAUGAAUUAAAAAGUAUUGAAGCUAACUUAAAAGAAUCAGAUUUACCUUUGUUAUCAACACUUCGACAAGGAGUUAUAGUAUUGAGCAGACAAUGGAAGAAUGUUCUCUAUACUCCACUAUUAUUGGAACAUAAUUAUAAAACCAAACAUGUUAAACCAUUGAAUGUCACAUUUGCAGUUUCAGACCCAGAUGAGGAAAAUUUGCUGACUGAUGGUGAGGGUAGCGCAGGAGAAGUUGAUGAUCAGGAAGUCACAGAUGAAUGUGCUAUGUUAAUUCACACAGACCACAUGCACAAGCAUACACAUGCCAAAACUGGACAAGAUAAAAGUACAGGUAUUUGUGGUGAUGGUUUGACGGUUCCUGUAAGUUCUCCUCGGGGAAAAGACACAACCCCUAUAGCAACACCGGUUCCAGGCCCGGAUUCAUUAACCUCUCCCUCUCCACCAGUAGUUCGUCUAAAGAAAGGAAAAUCAUUACAACCCACGCAAAUGCCUGCUAGCACAAGAGCAAGUAUUGUUUUUCCAUUGCUUGCAAGUGGUGGGUUAUUCAAUCAGACUCGGGAACCGAAUAAUAUAAGUUACGGUACAUUGCGAGAAGAGAAGACACCGCAAAUUCACAUUUCUCAUUCUCAUCAAUUGGGUUCUAAUCCAAGUAUCUAUUCUGGAGGUGGACAUGGUAGUCAACAUAGCACUGGAAGCUUAGAUCAAGUUACAUCUCCUACGAGUCAUCAUUCUAAUAAACCUCUAAAUACUGGUGAAGAUCUAUAUAGUUGGAUGGCUAAACAACAAGAAUUUAUAAAAGACAAUGAUAAAAGCAAUUUAAAAGGCAAUUGGGAUUCUAAGAUCAACACAAUGACAACAGAUGAUACAGAAGAUUCUGAUGUUCAUAGUGGUACACUUCUUUAUCCUAUGAAAGAUUCACUUAGACUUUUAGAUGCACAUUUAAUUUUUGAACCACUUCUAUCUUCCUUAUCUGUUAUGCCACAACAAAUGUUAUCUGCCAUUGGUUCAGGAAAUGUAAAUAAUGUAUCCUCUUUGGACUCAUUAGGAUCAAAUUUAUCUCUAGUAGGGAACAUGGAAACUAUGCGUAUUGAUAUAGUUGUCAGUGAAUUUGGAAAAGUAACAGAUAAAAGAAAAGGUAAUAAGUAUCAAGCAAAGAAAGGAAAUUCGAAAUUUCAUUUGGACAUACCACCGGAAACACCAGCAUUUUUAUGCGAGAAAAUCGGCAUUGAUAUUGAUGUUAAGAAAAUGGCUGAUAUGACAGUGGAUGAUAUGAUUCAAAAGCAAACUGUAUUAUACAUAUCUCGGGGCCAAUUAAAGAAACAUACAAGUACAGUUGUGAAUUUUAGUUUAAAUAUACGAUACAUUAGUCAACAAGUCAACAUGCCUCUUCUCAGAUUGUUGCAUCAAAUUAGUAAUAUGUAUCAAAACGUCAAAGAAACGCAAAUGGAACUAAAAGAACAACAACCAGAAAAUAAACGAAACAAUAACUUAAUUAUUAAUGAUACAGCAGUAAAAAAUGGGUCAUCUUCAACAUCUGAUUUACAAGAGCAACUUCUGUUAGAAGGCAAAAAGAUAGAUGUCCCAUUACUUCGUAACAGUUUCGAACCGAAUCUUUCGAGAGUUAUAUCACCUGGUGCGAGUAUUCGUUCUCGACCACAAAGUUUUGCUCAAAAAUUACGUAGUACAGGAAAGAGCGUGAAAGGAUAUAUUAAUUUGAGCGAAGGUGUAAUAACUCCCAAUUUUGGAGCAAGUCCAAGUGGAUCUGGUUUAGAUAAGUUUUGUGUACUACCCGAUAAAUGUAAAGAUACAACACAUUUAACGCCACGAUGCUGGAAAACGAUUUAUUACUUGUUGGAUUUGUACGCUACUCGGCCAGAGACUAAAACUAUUACACAUCGAUUUUCUAUACCAGCAGACGCUUCAGAACACUAUAAAAGUGGUCGAAAAUAUGAAUUGUUAAAUGAAACGAAAGAUGCAGAUAUUGAAAAAGGAUUGAAUGCUGAAAAUAGUUCAACGCCUGUACCACUUCCACGAGAAUUGAAUAUUGUUACGGGAGAACGAACGAGAUUAGUUAUUUUUGGUGUUGCUCGAAUACACAGGACCAGAUUAUUAGCUACACUCAGUGGAUUGAAACUUGAAGCAGAAAUAACGAGUCUUCAUGCAAGUUUCACUUGUCGUAAAAAAUCAAGGCCUGCCAGCUUAGAAUGUAGUUUAACUGGUCAAAUUGGCAGAACAAUGAUAGUUCUAUUGGAAGGUGUUGCGCCUAAUCAACAAACAGUUGUUAAAGUAACCGUGGGCAAGUCGCAAGCUUUAUAUUCGAGUAUAAGCAGGCGACAAAAGGAUAAGAACAGUGGAUUAUUAACUGUCGGUGCAGUCAAUAUAGAUAUUCCACAACAUCCGGUAGCUUUACAUGGUAUGAUGACCAGAGGUAGUAAACAAUUAUCAUCGACUUUACAAGAACUUAGGGUAACAAGAACUUCUUCAAGAAUGUCUAGAGGUCAACAACAGGAUGACGUGGAUACAGGAGUACCUGGUAGUCCACAUCAUUAUGCACCAGCACCAUCAGUUGAUUUAGAAAAACCACAAGUAGUAUCUAGCUUGUUAGAACCGAUUGUAAUGCAAUUUCAUAUAAUAUUUCAAAGUUUGAGUAUAACGGCAGCUCUGCUACCAUCUUUACAAGCACAAUACAAAAUGGAUCAAGUAACUAGUUCCGGCAUAACUGGUAGUAAAGCUAAAUUUACAAUAGACCUACCUCAUCAUACCCUGAGUUUCACGACAAAACUUCAAGUGACUGAAGCAAAUUUACCUUCUGAAGCUAGUAUUGAACUUCCCAAAGUACACGUAUCAGCGGAAUAUAUACAAGAUGGUAACAGUAACAUGAAUGAUAGUAAAUUAGCUGAUGGUGUUGUAUUAAGACAAGGCAAUUAUCUUAGUGCAACGGCAGAUAUUGGCGUUUUCGAACAUUCACUGACUACAGAUCUUCUUAAUCACCUAGUAUUCGUACAAAAAGUGUUUAUGAAAGAAGUAAACGAAGUUGUACAGAAAGUUUAUGGCGGAGAGAAGCCAGUUCCUUUGUGGUUAGAAGAUGAAGAGCCAAGCAGUGCAGCUGUAAAAAGAAUAUUGUUCACAUUAAUUAUUCGCAUUAAGAGAAUACAAUUGACUGCAACAACUCCAACGAAUUCGGCUGUUCGAUUGGAAACUGGAGCUGUUGAACUUCAGUUAUCUAACAGAGUACAAAAUGUUUCUGGUGCUACUCCAAAUCCAUACAUGAAGUUGUUUGGGAAAGCACAAGUUGACAUUAAUUUAAGUCUUGGUCAAUUGUUAAAGAAUGUUUUAUUUGAAGAAGCAGAACCAGAAUUUCAGCAGUUUGCUUUUUUUAAUACCAGAGUAGGUUUACGAAAUGCUUUUCAAGAAGAAAUGGUACAAGGUGAAGAUAAAGAAGUAGUAUUAAUUACACUAAAGCGUCCGUUAAUAUAUGUUCAACCAAUGGCUAUUGACAAAGCUAUACUUGUUUGGCUAAAUUAUAAAAACGCGUAUGAAUAUUGGAAUGAGAAAAGAGCUAAUUUAAAUAAAGAGGUUUUAACCGCUACUCAACAAGUAUUUGAAAAAGUUCCAUUUGGUCAAAUAACGAGUCAAUUAAGUGCUCCUCAUUUGGGGACACUGUUUUUACAAUUGACUGUAGAUGAUAUGGGUAUUUGUUUACCACUUAAUCCUUUACCACCUACCUGGAGUAUGAAUAGAGGAUUGUACGAUGGAGAAUCAAGAGGUGCUGUAGUAGUGACAUUAGAAAAUACAAGCAUAUCAGCAUGUAGCAGCGGUAGCUUAGUUAGUAAAGCAAGGUUUGUAGGUUUGUGCUUAAGAUUUGCUGAUGACUUUGAAACUUCUCUGGAUGAUUGGAAACCAGAUGUAUCUGAUAGUAGUAUAAUGAAUUUAUGUAUGGUAUCUGAAGGCACUUAUGAAGUAUGUAGUAGAACAAUUGCACAAAAACAAGACAAAUCUGAUAAUGCCAAGUGGAUUUUAAAUGUACAAUGGCAAAUGGAAGGUGUUGAUAUUCAUUUAGAUGUUAAUGUAGGACAACAACUGUCGGCACUUGGGCACACAUUAACAAUGUUGACUGGUUCUGAAGAAGAUGAUAUUCAUGUACCUGCAGAUUAUGAUAGCGAUGAUGCAGAUCAACCAGAUAAUAGUACUAGCCAGGAAAGUAUAUUAAUGAAGAAAUCCAAAAAUUGGACGGAUAGUCUACCGGCGUUUGUUUUUGAUCCUACGCUUGACGCAAAAAAGAGAUCGAAAUUAAUAGAAAAAGAGAUGAAUGAACAGGCAAAAAUUAUAAACGAUCUACGAUCGUUAGGUGCUUCUCAUGGAACAAUAGAACAGGAAAUGAAGCGUCUACAUGAGUUAGAAGCUAUGGUUUUCAAGGAUUUCAGGAGAGAUAUGAUUCAAAAGUUAAGAAGGCAGUCGGUUAAAGCUUCAGGAAUAAAAGGGAAAUUAGGAUUAGGAGGGAAACCAAAUACGUAUCGAUCGCGUUCGUUUAUCGUACCAUCGCCAACACUUGAAAAUCAGCUCGAGAGUCCUGAAGAUAUAAAUUUAGAGGUCAAUUCAGCAAAUUCUGCUAGUUACGAAAGUAGUCCUAGAAGUGGUCCAAGCCGACAAUCGUCACUUCCAAGUGCUGGUUCUGAAUUAAGUUUGCCAGAAGGAGAGUUAGAAUGGCCAGAAACUAUCGAAAUAGACGGAGAACGAGUUGAAUUGAGAAAGAAAAGCAGAGAUAUCAGUUACACUUCGAGUUAUGACAGUAUGGAAGGAAAUGCACCACUACUUGAUUCGUUUGGAAAAGAACAAUCUUCGUCAACUUCGUCACCAUACAUAACACCUCAAAAAGCUCAAGAACCUAACAUAGAUUUUGAACUUGAUGUAAAAGUUCUAAUUAAUAGUGGUAAAUGUGUACUCCACACGAAGGAUCCAGGAAAAGAAGAUGAAAUUAAAAUUAUGAGUAGGAUGAAAAAAGAGCGAUCGUGCUCGGGAGGUACAUUUGAAUUUCAACCAAGCAGCCCUAGUAGUAGCAGAAAACACUUAAGUAGUAAAGAAAAAUCAUCCACUACAAGUACUUCUCGAUUACGAUAUUUACAACACACAAAUGUACCCUUGGUAGAUUUAACAAUUUUUCAUAUUCCUGGCUUAGAUGUAAAGGUACAUUAUGAAUCUAGAACACUUCCAGAGGAAUCUGUAUCUCCUCGUGUAUCAUCAGACAAUAGCUUGCUUAAUCCUUCAUCAGUAUCCGCGUUUAAAAAGUCUAGUACUAAAAAGGCUAGUUUAUUUGCUUGGAUGACUCUUCAAAGUAUACCAGAAGAAACUAUAAUAAGUCCACAUAUCCUCGAAUUUUUGGAACAAACGUUAGAACCAAUACCAAGCAAAACUCAUUUUCAUAACAAUGCACAAACGAAUGCAGUAUUUCCAGUGGAAAAUGUGGAAAGUACAUCUUGGGCUGCUACAGCAGCAAGUAGCAAUUAUGUUUACGCGAGCUUUCCUGUUGAUGUGAUAGUAUAUUUUCAUAUGCAACCUUCUACUUUUAGAUUUUCUUGUUUACCGGUUUCUCGGGUUGAAUGUAUUUUGCAAUUGCCGUCCCUUGAUAUAGUGUUUUCGUCCAAGCGAGCAGAAGAAGAACUUAUAGAGUUUCGAGAGUACAAAUCUCCAGGUACACAGCCUACUGGAAAAGAAGCUGGAUCAGCGAUUGGUGGACUGUCAGUCACCGGAUGUCUUGCUGAUUUUUCUGUUUAUAUUUUUCAUCCGUAUGGUGGCGGAAAGAAAACUGGUUUGAAAGAAGCACAAUGGUCACCUUUAUCUGAUAGUGAAAGAAAAGAUUCUUUAAGUAUCAACGUUGCAUUUGUAAAAUUUCAUAUGUCGAGAAGUCGCAAGUUAAAUUUUCAAAGUGAGCAGUCAAAGAAGAUAUCAGAUACCAGCCGUGCAGUUAUUCGAUUUUCUACAAUUGUUGACAUCGGAUCCGCUUCGUUUAAGUAUGACAUGCGACGAUUAAGCGAAAUCUUGGCUUUUCCGAAAGCAUGGUAUAGACGUAGUAUAGUACGUCGAUUGUUUUUGGGAGACUUAAGUUCAGGCACCGCAUAUUCUGAAGGUGAUGGUAGUCCUUCUCUAAAUCAAGAAGAAGCAGUUAUGGGUAGCUCUCUAUUAAAACAUUACGAUCGGCACGGUGCUGAUGGAUUAUCGAAAAGUGCUCCAGAACGAAGUCCAACUUUGAAUAGGGACAAAUUAAGAUUGAGUUUAGAAAGUGAUAUACCGAAACAUGCACGAUUAAAAGGUAUUUUUAUACAUACGAAAUCUUUGACAAUGACUCAAUUAAUUUCUAUUACUGACAUACAUAUGUUGACACUAGAUAUUGGUAGAGGAUGGAGUUUCACUUCUGAUAAACAAACGUCAGAACUUAAAUUAAGAGAAUCUGCAUGGGAAACAUUAGUACUGUUUGCCAUAAAUUUUACACGUUUGAAUGUUCACAUGAACAUGGGUAAUGUCAUGGGCAAUGUUACAUGGAUGACAAAGGAUUUUAGAUCCGAUGGAAGAUUGUCUAUAGGUAGUACUGGACAUAAGAAUUUAUACAUAGGCAUUGGAUUAGGAGGUUCCAGUUUGGAUGCAAAGGGUGGUAUUGUUGGCGGUAUCAUUGAAUUGAGUGAAAUUGAUACAUAUAUACACAUUCGAGAAGAACCUGGUAUAGAACCUGAUCAUACUGUAGGCUUAAAACUGUUUGCAUUGGAAUUGCGGCUGGAUUAUAUGGGAACCAGCGUGUUGAUGUCCAGAGUGUCAUCAUUGGAUGUUACAUUAAGAGAUGAAUGGAAAAUUAAUCGUAAUAAUAGUGGGGAUGCCUUUAUGCCAACAAGAAGGCCUGCGGUAAUUUUUAUGCAUGGAGACUUGGGAUGGGAUCAAUUGCAAAUUAUGAUUAGUAAAUCGACAACAGCGGAUUUGUUAAAAAUGUACUAUAAGUUAGAUGAAUUUUUCAGUCAACAAUUUAAAAGUAGCAAACGAGUAUUCAGUUCCUUACAACCAAAGCAUCAAAGAAUAAAUAACACUAGCUUUAGAAAAAGAACACAGAAAAAGAAAACUAUUAACGAAGGUCCAUGGAACACAAAUCAAGCAGUUACAAUGUCAGAUGCUCGUCAUCACAGACAUUGGCAAGGUGUAUUAGCCCAAGUCGCUGGCCUCCAAUUAGGUAGUUUAAGCUUCUCUUUACCAUCAACAGGAACUGUACUUGGAGGAACAAUGGAACUUCACGGUUGCAACAUUAGUUUAGCGUGUUUCCAUGGAAUUAAUUUCAAAACCCCAAAUACGCGCGAUGUUCAUGUUGUGCAAACAUUAACCAUCAGUUUAGGCCAACAACAAGAACAACAUGCAAGACAUCACUCUAUGGCUACUGUUUGCAAAUUAAGUCGUAGCGUAUUGUUCCCACCACAAUUUAAAUCAUUACAAGAAUGGUUUCAUUAUGCAUUUGCUAGUAGUGAAAUUGACGCUGUAGAUCGGUUUCCAUGUGUUGAAAGAGAACGAACAGAUAGCACGUCUGAUAGUGGUAAUAUAACUCGUGGAAGAAGUACAGCAGCAUCCUCUGGGAAAUUACAAGAACAUUCUCACGGAAGAGAAGUCAUAUUUGCUCUACCAUCGUUGCAAUUACAUCUAAAAACUGAACAUCUUCAAACUGCAAAAACUCCAGUUGUUAUCGGUGAAAAACCACUAGUUGAAUGUAGUUUCAUUACCGAGUUCGAGGACCACAUUUUCGUUACGGUAGACGCAGAGGCCUUUUUCUUCCUUCAUGAUUUAAUUACUUCAUACGUUAAGGAAAAGGAGAAAGUGAACAUGGGUGCACGAGCGCAUAGUCCAGAUCCUCAAGAAAAGAAAGGCGGAACUACGAACACUGCCAGUACUUCCGCUACAACGACGAUCACUUCCGAAGACGAGAAGAAACGCAAACAGUUCGAUCCAGCGGAGAUGUUUAUUAAAGAUUGGCGAUCAUACAGGUGUAAAACAUGGCAUGUUGAACCGACCGUAAGAUUGCUUUCGUGGGCUGGCAAAAGCAUUGAGCCUUAUGGAAUAGAUUACAUCUUGCAAAAGUUAGGAUUCUCUCAUGCCCGUACAACGAUACCGAAAUGGAUUCAACGAGGUUUUAUGGAUCCACUAGACAAAUUAUUGGCCAUUCUGAUGUUAAGAAUGGUUUCAGCCGUUCGAGAAGAAUCGUCAGAAGAGAAGGAGCAUAAACGAGAGAAACAGUGAGUCGGGGUCAUGAAAGUAGAACGUUCAGAUCAAAGAAAAAGAGAAUGAAGGGACCGAAAGGUGGAACCGUACAAUAAUCGUCCAAGAUAAUAAUGUCCGCAAAUUUUUUGUGCAAACUGAUAAUACCGAUAAAAUCAUUGUUUCUUUACAUUAUAUAAGCUGAACGUUGAAUAAUAUGAAUUUACUAAAAAAAUAAUAUGAAUCUACUAAAAGUGAUUAGAGAUCAGAUCAGUUCAGUGUAGCAAUCGAAAAACUCUUACUCGCGAAAUUGAGACAUAUUUUGAGAGUGUAUGUUGAAAAGAACAUUUGUAAGAAGCGUGUUAAUAGGGUGCAAAUGUAAUCAAGCAAAUGUAUAUUAAUUAUGUUACAUUAGAUACAGGUUUAUCGUCAUCGAUGAUUUCGUUCGAAUGUGUUACAUGUUGCACAGAACGCCAAGGGCACAUCGAUGAGCGUUGGAAGACAUAUGUGUAUUUAACAAUGUGUUUUUAACGACGCUUCGUUAUAUUUUCAUAAAGUAAUACGAAAGAAUUUUUGUUCGAGAAAACAGAAAUUCGUCUCAAAAGCCGUUCACGACCGUA